Chroicocephalus ridibundus (black-headed gull) is the source of this 559-nucleotide messenger RNA. It is a transcript of the gene MICOS13, whose product is annotated as mitochondrial contact site and cristae organizing system subunit 13. Gene Ontology annotation, biological process: cristae formation. The coding region runs from base 16 to 438 and encodes 140 amino acids. Gene Ontology annotation, cellular component: mitochondrial crista junction; MICOS complex. NCBI's taxonomy places the organism in Eukaryota, Metazoa, Chordata, Aves, Charadriiformes, Laridae. The transcript has 4 exons. The record is from RefSeq and is a predicted model, not a curated record.
ACCGGCCCGGCUGCCAUGGCAACGGCCGCGCCGGGCGGGAGGCGGGACCGCGGGGCCGCCGCCCUCCCCCGGCCGCGUCACCGGCCCUCCCCCGCCGCAGUCAUGGCCGCCCGGCUCUUGCCCGCCGUCAAGUUUGUCAUUAAAGGAAGCCUGGCUGGAGCUGCCGUAUACAUGGCGUAUGACCAGGGACUGCUGGGCAGUGGCACGCAAGGUGCCGAAGCUCUCAGAAAAGCUCAAGCAGCGCUGCCUCCAGCUAUCCAAGAGUGGACAAGUUACUUAGGCUGGGAGCUCCCACCCACUCCAAAAUUUGACUUUUCCCCCUCUGAUUCCUGGAAUAAAGGAGUGCAGACAGUCAUGUCUGCCUUGUCUGUAGCUCCCACCAGGGCCUGUGAAUACACUGUGGAAGGCUGGAAGUAUGUGAAGGAUCUUGUCAAAUGAACACGUUCUCCGCGGUUCAUGAUUCUCUCCAUCCUAUGUCGUUUUUGGGAUGAUGCGUACUCCGUCCCCCUGGAGGGCAGUUCAGCCAUUCAAGGGCUACAAUAAAAGACUUUGGAACUUC